UUCAUGUAACGAAGUUCUUCUCAUUGUAAAAUAGAAAAAGAAGAGAAACAUCAAACAAUUUGCAAAAAGGCGCGCCAAAAACCGACGAAAGGCCUUAUCGAUAUCACUUCCCAGCGCCAGAACCCAGAUUCCGCAUCCAACUCUUCCACUUCUCCUCGCCGUCGCCAUGGGCAAGCAAAAGCAGCUAGUCAUGUCCCGCUUCUUUGCUCCCAAACCCAAAACCCCCGACAAUCCUUCUCCGCCGCCGCCUCCGACCACUUCUCCCUCCCCCAAUCCUUCUCCGCCGCCGCCUCCGACCACUUCUCCCUCCCCGAAAAUCGCCGCCACCGUCUCUUUCUCCCCCGCCAAGCGCAAACUCCUCUCCAACCAACUCACCACCGCUUCCAAAAAACCCAAACUGUCCCCGCACACCCACAAUCCAAUCCCUUCGCUUCACCAGAAGUUUCUCGACAAGCUCCUCGAACCCACUCCAAUCGAGACCCAGCAACCCUCGCCGUCGAUUAAGGCUUUGAAGAAAUACACUCCGCUGGAGCAGCAAGUGGUGGACCUGAAAAACCAGUAUCCCGACGUUCUAUUGAUGGUCGAAGUCGGUUACAAGUACAGAUUCUUCGGGGAAGACGCGGGGAUUGCCGCCAGGGUGUUGGGGAUUUAUGCUCAUAUCGAUCACAACUUUCUGACGGCAAGCAUACCAACUGUUCGACUAAAUGUCCAUGUGAGGAGACUGGUGAAGGCAGGGUACAAGGUUGGGGUGGUUAAACAGACCGAGACCGCCGCGAUUAAGGCGCAUGGGGAGAACAGAGCCGGCCCGUUUUGUAGAGGGUUAUCGGCGCUUUACACGAAAGCUACGCUGGAGGCGGCGGAGGAUAUGGGUGGUGGGGUGGAGGAUGGCUGUGGCGGAGAGAAUAAUUACUUGUGUUGCGUUGUGGAGAAGAAUUUGUUAGUGGAGGAGAAUAAGGAUUGCGGUAAGAUUGAGACUAGGUUUGACGUGAAGAUUGGGAUGGUAGCUGUUGAAAUUUCAACUGGGGAUGUUGUGUAUGGAGAGUUCGAUGAUGGGAUUAUGAGGAGUGGAUUGGAGGCUCUGGUUCUGAGCUUGGCUCCUGCUGAGUUGCUUCUUGGGGAGCCUCUCUCGAAGCCGACAGAGAAGUUAUUGCUAUCAUAUGCGGGACCUGCUUCAAAUGUUCGAGUUGAGCAUGUCUCACGUGAUUGCUUUAGCGAGGGUGGUGCACUUGCUGAGGUGAUGUCGCUAUAUGAAUAUCUGGGUGAAGACAAGCUGGUGGAUGAUGGGAAGCGAAUGGCAGAGAUGUCUGGGCGGGAAAAGCACCACCCGGCAAUUGAGGGAAUCAUGAACAUGCCUGAUUUGGCUGUACAAGCACUGGCCUUGACUAUUCGUCAUCUAAAACAGUUUGGGUUUGAAAGAAUCUUGUGCAAUGAAGCAUCAUUUAGACCUGUCUCAAGCAAUAUAGAGAUGAACCUUUCAGCCAAUACGCUUCAACAGCUAGAGAUUUUGAGGAAUAACUCAGAUGGAUCUGAGACUGGAUCCCUGCUUCAUGUACUGAGCAACACUCUUACCAUAUAUGGUUCAAGGCUUCUUAGGCACUGGGUGACUCAUCCUCUAUGUGACAGAAACUUGAUCCAUGCUCGUCUUGAUGCUGUUUCUGAAAUCUUGGGUUCUAUGAGUUCCUGUAAAGCUUCUCGAACGGUUGGUGAGCAUGAUGAGGAAGGUUACCAAACGGCAACUGUGCAUCAUGACUUGUACUUUUUGCUUUCUUCUGUCUUGACAACUUUGGGAAGAUUGCCUGAUAUUCAGCGUGGGAUAACGAGGAUUUUCCAUCGAACUGCUACCCCCAAAGAGUUUGUUGCAGUUAUUGAAGGCAUAUUAUAUGCUGGGAAACAACUUCAGCGACUCCACAUUGAGGACCAAAGCAGUGUUACGGAUGUGAGAAGAUCUGUACAGUCUGUUCUACUGAGAACAUUGAUUUCAACUGCAUCCUCAUCCAGUGUGGUUCAUACGGCUGCAAAACUAUUGUCUUCCGUAAGCAAAGAAGCAGCUGAGCAAGGGGAUCUACUGAAUUUGGUUAUCAUCCGUGAUGGACAGUUUCCAGAGGUUGCAACAGCCCGCAAAGCCGUUCAAUUGGCAGAGGAAAAUUUGGAUUCUCUUAUGCAUUUGUAUCGUAAGCAGCUACGCAAUCGUAAUUUGGAAUUUACUAGUAUAUCUGGCGUUACUCAUUUGAUAGAGUUGCCCUUAGAUGUGAAGGUGCCCUUGGAUUGGGUAAAGGUAAACAGUACCAAAAAAACAGUCCGUUAUCAUCCUCCUGAAGUAUUGAGUGCAUUAGACCAGUUUCAAGUUGCUAAGGAGGAGCUGAUGAUAAUUUGCCAAACUACCUGGGACAGCUUCCUAAGGGGCUUUGGUAAAUACUAUUUAGAAUUCCAAGCCGCUAUUCAAGCACUUGCUGCUUUAGAUUGCUUACACUCACUUGCCACUCUUUCAAAAGCUAAGAAUUAUGUCCGUCCAACCUUUGUGGAUGACAGUGAACCUGCCCAGAUAGAUAUCUGCUCUGGUCGUCACCCGGUUUUGGAGAUCAUAUUGCAUGAUACUUUCGUUCCAAAUGAUACUAAGUUGAAUGCUGAUGGAGAAUAUUGCCAAAUUGUGACUGGUCCGAACAUGGGUGGGAAGAGUUGUUACAUACGCCAAGUUGCUCUCAUUUCUAUCAUGGCCCAGGUUGGUUCAUUUGUACCAGCAUCAUCUUGCAAAUUGCAUGUGCUGGAUGGUGUCUACACUAGAAUGGGAGCUUCAGAUAGUAUUCAACAGGGUCGAAGUACUUUCCUGGAAGAGCUUAACGAGGCUUCAAAUAUACUCCACAAGUGUACACACCGUUCACUGGUCAUAAUCGACGAGCUUGGUAGGGGCACAAGCACACAUGACGGGGAAGCCAUUGCAUAUGCUACUUUACAUCACCUUCUGGAGCAGAAAAAAAGCAUGGUUCUUUUCGUAACCCACUACCCGAAGAUAUCUGAGAUUAAAGCUAGAUUUCCAGGUUCUGUGGGUGCAUACCAUGUGUCAUAUCUUACCUCAAAGAAAACUGCGGAUGAUGCUACCGACUCGAGCUCUGCUGCUGGUGAGGAUGUAACCUACCUAUAUAAGCUGGUCCCUGGCAUUUGUGAGAGAAGUUUUGGGUUCAAGGUUGCUGAGCUCGCUCAGUUACCAUCCUCGUGUAUAAGACGGGCCACUUUGAUGGCUGCCAGGCUGGAAGCUGCUGAAAGUGGCAAACUAGGAGAUGAUAAAGAACGAAUGCGGUUCAUUGAUCAACAAGACGCAGAUCAAAUUUCAGAAUCUACACCAAUGGCCAAUGAAUUCCGGGAAUUGUUGUUGGACAUCAACUCUGCGGUUGCGGGUACACUGGAUUGUGAUGGUCCAAGAUUUUAUGAGCGUAUAUUGAAUGCCAGAGAAAGAGCAAGGGAAUUAUUGACGAAGUUUCUCCCUUCGGGUUCUCAUUCGUGAAGGAAGAAGCCUCUCUGGGCAUUUUGCAUUUUGGCCUCGAGGCAUCUGCAUGUCGCUAAAAGCUCUUGUAUGCAUUAUGUACAGUUAUCAUAAUCUAUAGCUGUUGAUUCACUUAUUUUCACUGGGAGAUUUGAGUACAUUGUAACUUACCAUUGCAAUUACGUGAAUGUCAAUCCUUAAUGCUAAGCUAUGAACAAUCUAAGGUCUCUCUGCCUUCUUCUCAAAUGCCCCUGUGCACCAUUGUACUGUCAUUACCAUGAAGAGGCGAAAUCGACAUGGCAGUGUUCGCUGAAUCUGCUUCGUCAUGCAGAGCGCCAAUCGACCAUGCCCUUUCUGUGAUUCUGUUUGCUCUUGCAUCUUGCUGAUUUUGUUUCUUCGCCGGACUC
Linum tenue is the source of this 3885-nucleotide messenger RNA. The record is from the annotation of a GenBank genome assembly. NCBI's taxonomy places the organism in Eukaryota, Viridiplantae, Streptophyta, Magnoliopsida, Malpighiales, Linaceae.